Molecule: messenger RNA, 3477 nt
Organism: Plodia interpunctella (Indianmeal moth)
Lineage: Eukaryota; Metazoa; Arthropoda; Insecta; Lepidoptera; Pyralidae
Gene: Mat89Ba
Product: Maternal transcript 89Ba
Exons: 14
Coding region: 71-3433 (1120 amino acids)
Biological process (GO): tRNA export from nucleus; rRNA processing
Cellular component (GO): CURI complex; UTP-C complex; small-subunit processome
Source: RefSeq, a predicted model, not a curated record
UGUCAAUCAAGAUCACAUUGUAGCAAGUAGCAAGCGUGUUGUUUACAUUCUAAUAACCUAAUCAAAACUUAUGGCAAUUGUGAAAAAACUAAAUAUGUCUGUAUCCGAAGAGACAACAGCAGAUGUGGUGAAUGAAAAUGGGAAGCGUAGCGCUACGGAUAGAAAUACCGAAGGAAAGAAACGCAUUAGGGGUUUAUACCGGCAACCGACAGUCAACGAGCUAAACCGUCUUCGUGAAACAGAGAACUUAUUCAACUCGAAUCUGUUCCGGCUACAAGUUGACGAGGUCCUGCAAGAGGUCAAAGUCAAAGAGAAGACAGAAAAAAAGUUCCAGCAAUGGUUCCUUACAUUCAAAACUUAUUUACUGUCAAUACCGCCUGAUGACAACGAAUAUGACUUAACUGAACAAACUGUUAUUAAAAAACUCAAAGUAAAAUUGCCAAUAAGCAAUAAGAUAAUGAAGACAAAAUGUGUGUUUAAGUUUCACAAGUUUAAUAGUAUUGAAAUUGUUGGGUCUUACAACUUAGGCUGCCCUAUCAACUCCAAACUCAGAGUUGAUAUUCAAAUCACAGUGCCAGCCGACACAUACACAAAAAAUGACUCAAUUAACUACAGAUAUCAUAAAAAACGUGCAGCAUACUUAGCUUUUAUUGCGUCACAUUUGAAAAAUCUAGAAACCAUUGAAGACUUACAAUAUUCCUUCAUAAACGGUAGUGAUACUAAAGCGGUAAUAGAUUUGAAACCGUCAGGGAAACUUGGUAACUUUGUUUCUGUUCGUAUUGAUUUGUCUUGUGAGCAAGAUGCAUACAAACUGCACCGUUUUAGCCCGACUCGUAACAAUUUGCGUGAAGCGUGGUUAUUCAGUUCAGAUGGCAAUGAAAGUAUUGAUAUUGGACCUGCAACACCAUAUUAUAACAGUAGUGUCUUAUCUGAUCUUACAUCGUCUAUAAAUGAACAGUAUUUAAAGGAAGUUCUAUCGAGAAGUGAGAAUUUGAAACAAGCUGUUGUUUUAUUAAAAAUCUGGAUAAGACAGAGAAAGUUGGUAGUUUCUGGACAUGUUGUUAGCAUGCUGGUUGCAUAUUUGGUGCAAAUUAAAAGAAUUAAUAAUAUCAUGAGCAGCUACCAGAUUGUAAGAAAUGUAUGGAUAGCAAUCAAAUCUUCAGAAUGGGACAAAAAAGGUAUAUCACUCCACAAAGAGGGUGAUUCUCCUGCGAUUGAGGAAUUCCAUCAAUACUUUCCAGUAGUGUUUCUGGAUAAAACUGGUUAUCACAACUUACUCUGGCAAAUGUGUAGGGGAACCUAUGAUGCAUUGAAGAGAGAAAGUGAAUUAGCAGUGGAAAUGCUUGAUAAUGGCAAUAUAAAUAGCUUCAUACCAUUGUUUAUGACCCCAGUUCAGCCUUUGACGCAGUUUGAUCACAUUUUGAAAUUCAAAGACCUAAAUAGACUCAAGCAAUCAGUGCUAUCCAAAGUGCCCAAAGAGACCCAACUGAAUUAUGGCUUAGAUGAAUUAGCGCUGGUCACUGAGACACUUCAUUGUUUGAUGAGUAAAGGUCUCGGUAACAGAGUGGAUUUGAUACUUCAACAGGUUGAUGCUAAUUUCUCGUGGCCCGUUAAGAAAACGCCGGAAAAAGCUAAGAAAGAAGGUUACGAAGAAAACCUGUCGUUUGGAUUGGUUCUGAAUCCAGAACAUUGUGUGAAUGUUGUAGAAAAGGGUCCACCUGCAAAUUUACCUGAGGCUGAAGAAUUCAGGUCGUUCUGGGGAGAGAAAUCUGAGCUGCGUCGUUUCCAAGACGGCUCGAUCACAGAGACGUGCGUGUGGGACGGAGAGACAACGCAGGAACGACGCGGAAUUACGAAGCAGAUCGUCAACUAUCUCAUGAAAACUAAAUAUGACAUACCGCAAUCGGAUGUAUUCCACAUAUGCGACCAGCUGGACACCCUAACGUCACGCAAGCAGUACAGUGACGCGCAAACCGAGCAGUGCUCGUUGGAGGCGCUGAGGGCGUUCGAUGAGCUGCGGCGAGACUUGAGACAACUCACGCAGUUGCCGCUAGAUGUCAGCGCUGUAUAUGGGGUGUCCCCGGUGUUCAGCUACAGCGACCCCCUGCCGCCGCUGCCGCGCGCCGCGCCGCGCAACCCCUGGCGGCGCGGCAGCGCCAGCUUAGUGAAGGAGAUCACUAGGGAGGGCAACGCGGUCGCUCCCGAAUAUACACCCGUUUCCAAAGCGAUUAUUGAGCUAGGUCAUAGCGGCAAAUGGCCGGGCGACAUCGAGGCGUUCCGAUGUCUCAAAGCUGCUUUUAAUUUACAAAUCGCUGAGCGACUGCAAAAGCAAUAUUCCCUUCCCACUCAAGCCUAUCCAACACACAUCGAUGUCCUCAAAAACGGUUUAGUGUUCCGUCUGGAGAUAGCGCACCCGAAAGAGAUAACGCUAUUGAGGAGGGAGAUAGAGAAUGGUGUGGUCAAGUUUAGGGAGACCGAAGAUAGUAUCAAACUGCAGUGUGAAACUGUUUUGAUGCCAAGGUUGAGAGGUGCAUUGCACGGGUUACACCAGAAACACCCGUCGUUCGGGCCGACUGUGUGUCUCUUCAAGCGGUGGCUGUCGUCCCACCUCCUCUCCCCCCCGCACGUGCCCCCCGCGGUCGCAGAGCUACUGGUUGCUUCAGUGUUCGUCCACAGUGCCCCACUAGCGCCACCCACUAUGCCCACUGCUGGGCUUGUCAGAGUGCUCACGUUGUUGGCUAACACCGAUUGGACAAGGGAAAUGAUCGUAUUGGACUUCAAUGAGGAUAUGAAACGCGAAGAAAUAACCGAAUUGGAGCGCCAAUUCUCAUCUCGCGAGGACCCGACCCCCACCAUACACAUAGUAACGGCAUACGACGCUGCCCACCCCGCAAUAUGGAGUAGACGUGACCCCACACCGCAAGUUAUCGCUAGGGCUAAAAUCCUGGCCGAUAGUACGCUACGGUACUUCCAGAGGACGUUGUUGAUUGAAAUGAAGGAUAAUAUUUUGUCGUGUUUCGUCCCAUCACUAUCUGGCUAUGACGUCCUAAUUCGUCUGAAUCCUGCCCUGGUUCCGUACACAUCGGAGCGUGUGGAACGACCUGCGUUGUCACGGAAAUUACCCACCACUUUUCCGGAAGAUAUAAUUCCUGUGGUCGAUUUCGACCCUGUCAGGUGCUAUUUGGAAGAGUUAAGGCAUGCAUACAGCGAAUUCGCGCUCUUCUUUCACGACUCAUACGGCGGUGACGUCAUAGCUGUUCUGUGGAAGCCGGACAUCGAUGAGCCGAGAGAAUUUCAGGUUUUAAACGCAAACGCAUUAACGCCGGUAACAGUGAAAGGCGAUACGAAGUACAAGAUUAACAAACAAGCUCUCAUAGAAGACUUCAGAAUUCUAGGCGAAGGUUUAGUACGUGACGUCACAUUUGAUGUAUAGUACUAUAGGUUAAGCUGUGUAAUAUAGGAACUAUGUGAAUAUUA